Molecule: messenger RNA, 2323 nt
Organism: Schistocerca cancellata (South American locust)
Lineage: Eukaryota; Metazoa; Arthropoda; Insecta; Orthoptera; Acrididae
Gene: phr
Product: deoxyribodipyrimidine photo-lyase
Exons: 9
Coding region: 89-1711 (540 amino acids)
Biological process (GO): photoreactive repair
Molecular function (GO): deoxyribodipyrimidine photo-lyase activity
Source: RefSeq, a predicted model, not a curated record
GAAUAAGCUUGCAUGAGAGAUCCUAAGUGCAAACAAUAUUUCUCUUGGCCAUAAGUCAUUGUUAUUGUUGAAAUUAUGUGGAAGGGGCAUGUACAAUUACAACCUUUCUGUCCGCUCAUUGUUAGUAAUUCGUACCAAUUCAGCCGUUUCAGAAAUCGUGGUGAAAAUGUCGUCUGGCAGUCCGUCAAAGAAACUGAAAACAACACAUGAAUCAGUAAACAAGUCAGAAUUGAAAAAGUCAACGUCGGAUGAACGGACAGAAUUUAUAGAAAAGAUUCGCAACGACAGAGUGAAGGCAGCUCCAUCAAUAAAUGAAUUUAAAUUCAACAAGAAGCGAGUACAAAUAUUAUCAAAAGCAAGUGAAGUGCCAGAAUGGGCAGAGGGUGUUGUGUAUUGGAUGUCAAGAGACCAGCGAGUUCAAGAUAACUGGGCCUUGCUCUAUGCACAGAAGUUGGCUUUAAAAACUUCACUCUCACUUCAUGUUUGUUUCUGUUUGGUUCCCAAAUUUCUUGAUACUACAUAUCGACAUUACAGUUUCCUCUUGAAAGGAUUGCAAGAGGUUGAAGCAGAAUGUAAGAAACUGGCUGUUGAAUUUCAUUUACUCCUUGGUGAACCGGUCAGCACCUUGCCACAGUUUUUGACACAACAUAAAUUAGGAGCUGUUGUCACUGAUUUCUCACCAUUGAGGGAGCCUCGUAAAUGGGUGGAUGAUGUAAAGAAAUGUCUCCCAAAAGAUGUACCGUUAUGUCAGGUGGAUGCUCACAAUAUUGUCCCAUGCUGGAUUGCCUCAGAUAAAUUGGAAUAUGCUGCCAGGACAAUACGAAAUAAAAUUAAUAGCAAACUGCAGGAGUACUUAACACAAUAUCCACCUGUUGUGCCACAUCCUCAUUCACCUAAGAAGCAUGCUAUUGAAGCUAACUGGGUAGCAGCUGAAAAAUUCAUAGAAGCUGAUCGAAGUGUUCAGCCUGUGACUUGGGCAACUGCAGGCACUGAGGCGGGUCUUUUAAUGUUGCAUAAAUUUUGCACGAAGGGCCUAAAAAAUUAUGGUUCCAAGCGGAAUGAUCCGACAAUUGAUGCACUUAGCAACCUGUCUCCCUGGUUUCAUUUUGGCCAUAUCUCUGUUCAGAGAGCUAUUCUUGAAGUGAAGGCAUACAGAUCCAAAUACACAGAGUCAGUAGAUGCCUUCUGUGAGGAAGCAAUUAUUCGUCGAGAACUGUCAGAUAAUUUUUGUUUUUACAAUGACAAGUACGACAGUAUUAAGGGAACAAAUGCGUGGGCAUUGAAGACCCUUAAUGAUCACAGAAAGGACAAGAGGUCAUAUAUCUACACUUGUGAAGAAUUGGAGAAGUCUUUAACACAUGAUGAUUUAUGGAAUUCUGCCCAAAUUCAGUUAGUGAAGGAUGGAAAAAUACAUGGCUUCAUGCGUAUGUAUUGGGCAAAGAAGAUAUUAGAAUGGACACCAUCACCAGAAGAAGCUUUAAGAAUUGCAAUUUAUUUAAAUGAUAGAUAUUCAUUGGAUGGAGGAGAUCCUAAUGGAUUUGUUGGGUGCAUGUGGUCUGUGUGUGGAAUACAUGAUCAAGGAUGGCUAGAGAGACCAGUUUUUGGAAAAAUACGGUACAUGAAUUAUGAAGGUUGCAAGCGAAAGUUUAAUAUUGCUGCAUAUGUAAGUCGUUUUGGAGGAAAAAGUCAUAAAUAUAUAAAGAAAGCUUAGGUAUUAUCCUAUCAAAAAUAAGUGCCUUGGUAUGUAUUUUGUUUCAUGGAAUAACUUUCUCUUUAUAGUUGAGCACAUAUCAAUUUUGUAUUGUUUCUCAUACUAACUAUAGGUACAAUAUAGGGUUCAAAACUUUUACAGUCACUUUCCAGAAAUGACAUUUAAUUUUUUAAGUUGUGUUCCAGAAACUGCAGAUACUCAGGGAAGCCAUUGUAGUAGUUUUCAAAAAAAGAUCUGCACCCUAAUUUGUAGUUGGUUAGUCUUUCUGUGUCCAAAGAAAAUGUGAAUUUGAAACCUCAAAAAGUAAUAGAGGUACCUCAGAAUUUUAUAUUCCUUCUGACUGUAGUUAGUUGUUCCACUGAUUUUGUGUUUGCAUGCACUGCCUGGUAAGACUUCAUCUUCAGUAUUAAUUAAGAGAUUAAAAAUGUUUUAGCUCAUUUCCUCAAUCUGUACUGAAGAAUUGAAUGCCAGUCUAUAAGCUAUGAUUGUAGCAUGCUGUUUUUCUAAAGUUGUAUGAUAUGAAAUUGGAAGAUGUUCAUGAAUUUUUCAUGUUCGCCAAGUGAGCUAAAAUAUUUCUUUCUUUCUUUUCUUUUCUUUUCUUUUCUUUUUUUU